AUGAGAGUACUAAGUAAUCGGGGAGGUAUCGCAACAAUCAUCAAUGAAGCGCUCGACUGGGAAAGGAGGAGCGGCGCAACUUUUGAAGCAGACAAAACAGCCAUUAUACAUUUCGCACCCAAGGCCCGCAAGGUCGACCAAGAUCCGUUCACUGUCAAGGGACAGACGGUCGAGCCCAAAAACAAGGUCAAAAUCCUGGGGGUCCUGAUGGACACGCGACUGAAGUACAAGGAGCAUAUUGCGAGGGCAGCAUCUAAAGGCCUGGAGGCCGCGAUGGAGCUACGACGGCUCCGAGGCCUCUCCCCAGCGACCGCACGACAGCUCUUCACAGCGACCGUGGCUCCGGUGGUUGACUAUGCCUCUAAUGUUUGGAUGCAUGCAUGCAAGAACAAGAACCUCGGACCGAUCAACCGAGUCCAAAGGGUAGGAGCACAAGCCAUAGUGGGGACGUUUCUCACCGUUGCAACCAGUGUAGCGGAGGCAGAGGCCCACAUAGCCACUGCUCAGCAUCGAUUCUGGAGACGGGCCGUGAAGAUGUGGACGGACCUCCACACGCUACCGGAAACCAAUCCUCUUCGCAGAAACACAGAUCGAAUCCGGAAGUUCAGAAGAUACCACCGCUCACCACUGUACCAUGUAGCGGACGCGCUUAAAAAUAUCGACAUGGAAUCACUGGAAACCAUCAACCCGUUUACACUGGCACCAUGGGAAGCACGCAUGCAGACUGAUGAGCCCAUUACCGAGAGAUCAACAGUACCAGGCGGAUCAAUGCAAAUUGCGUUCAGCAGCUCGGCGCGGAAUGAGCUGGUCGGGUUUGGAGUGGCGAUCGAGAAACAACCACCCCGCUACCGGAAAGUGAGACUGAAGACCUUGUCCGUCACGUUGAGCGCGAGAACAGAGCAAAAUCCAUUUUCCGCGGAGCUGGCGGCAAUGGCGCAUACACUCAAGACACUCGUGGGAUUGAAAGACUUUAGGAUCACAAUGACCACGACUAACAAAGCGGCGGUUCUCACGUUGAAGAACCCGCGACAACAGUCGGGUCAAGAAUUUGUCUGCCAAAUCUACAAGCUGAUGAGCAGAUUGCGGAGGCAUGGAAAUCAGAUCAGCGUCCGGUGGAUCCCCACUAGCGAUGACAACAAACUACUAGGGCUGGCGAAAGAGCAGGCGAGAGCCGCGACGCAAGAAGAUGCCAUCCUGCAAGGACAGGUCCCCAAAAUGAAAUCGACGACUCUCAAGAUUGCGCGUGCCCGAGCAGUCCCCAAUAGCGAGUUGCCCGAGAACAUAGGGAGACACUCCCGACGAGUGGACACAGCACUCCCAGGAAAACACACGCGACAGCUGUAUGACCGAUUAUCGUGGAAAGAGGCGAGCGUGCUGGCCCAGCUCCGCACGGGCAUGGCGAGACUCAAUGGAUACCUCUUUCGAAUCAAUGCCGCCGAGACGGAUCAAUGUGCAUGUGGACAAGCAAGAGAGACGGUGGACCACUUUCUGUUUCGAUGCCGGAAGUGGACCGCGCGCCGGACGGAAAUGCUGCAAUGUACUCACACUCACCGAUGUAACAUGUCCUUCUUCUUGGGAGGGAAGUCACCCUCCGAUGAUCAAAAGUGGAAGCCGAAUUUGGAAGCAGUGCGAGCUUCAAUACGAUUUGCGAUCGCUACGGGCCGACUUGAGGCCACUUGA
This is a messenger RNA of Penicillium cinerascens, 1680 nucleotides long. RefSeq lists its product as uncharacterized. The coding region runs from base 1 to 1680 and encodes 559 amino acids. The transcript is spliced from 2 exons. The record is from RefSeq and is a predicted model, not a curated record. Gene Ontology annotation, molecular function: nucleic acid binding. Lineage: Eukaryota; Fungi; Ascomycota; Eurotiomycetes; Eurotiales; Aspergillaceae.